AAACAUUAUUGAAGAGAAGCAGGAGGGUGUACGUGAUGAGGCGUACAGCCUUUAUGAAACUUGAAAAAUACAGUUACUCACAACUGUAAUUUCUUAUUUAGUUAGUUAUCUCGUCCGUGUAGCGCUAGCGGUGGUGUACGUCCAGAAGCUACCACUGCCGUACACACAGUGUUGGUUUUAACAGACUAGUAAACACUGCUAGCACAGCAGCUAAAGUUGUAUCUGAGCUGAUUCGGUCUAGUUAGAAUCGAUGAGGAAACACAAUCCUGGUUUAUUCCUGAAACAAGACUGACCAGCUUGUACUGAGUUAGCGAGGAGCUCAGAAAGAAUACAACAGAAUGACAGAGGAUGUCGUCCUGCUGACCGUCCCCGUCAUUCGGCAGCAGUAUCACUGGGACUGUGGCUUAGCCUGCUCCAAGAUGGUGCUCAAGUACCUGCAUUCAGUCAGUGAUGAGGAGUUUCAGAGAGCAUGCUGGGAUCUGAAGCUAUCAGAGAGUGUGUGGACUAUCGACCUGGCCUACCUCAUGUGCCACAUAGGAGUAAAACACUGCUUUUGCACACAGACUCUGGGUGUCGACAAGGGCUUUAGGAAUCAGGCCUUUUAUAAGAAGCAUUUUGACACAGAAGAAGACCGAGUGAAUGAGCUCUUUCUUAAAGCCGAGAGCAAAGGUGUGGCAGUAAAGAAAUGUUCUGUGUCCAUUCAGGAAAUCCAGUCCCAUCUGCAGCAGGGCCACGUUGCCAUAGUGUUGGUGAAUGCUGUCGUCUUGACAUGUGAACUCUGUUCUUCGCCUGUCAAAUACUGCUGCUUCCUGCCUGUCGGUCAGAAGUGUUUCUGCAGAAAACCAGAGUAUCAGGGUCACUUUGUGGUGGUGUGCGGAUUCAACAGAACCACCGACAGUAUUUACUACAACAACCCUGCAUAUUCUGACCGCGUGUGCAGCACCAGUGUCGGAAACUUCGAGGAGGCUCGGCGGAGCUACGGGACAGAUGAAGACAUCCUGUUUGUUUUCAAAGAACACUGAUGGAUUUGGAUUUCACUCACUUCAGUAACAUUGUGCGGCUGCAGGUCCUCAGUUGUGGACUAGCGGCCCCUGCUGGUGUUGGCUGUCACAGCUCCCCCAGACCAUCCUCGCCGGUGCUAAAACAUCCCUCUGCAUCUCGAAAACCCUUUAGCUGCAGAUUCACCGCCUUAUACAACCAAUACCCGACAUAUGAAGGAUUAACAGUUGACAUUUUCAAUCCAAAUCCUUUAAAACUCUUUAUUUUUCCUCUUUGAGAUGAAAAGAUUAUGUGAAUUUUAUCAUGUCUGUAAAAUUUUAAUGACUGCAGCUGUUUCAGACGAGUGAAACUACAAUGGAAACAAUGUAGGAGUCGUCCAUGAAACAGGAGUUUCCUGAAAUGAGGGUGCACAUAAUUCAGGGCUGAUAAUGAAAGAAUUUAGCAUCACGUUUGUUUCUGUACAGUGUUGAAGUCCUCACCUCCACUUGCCUUUUUUUAAAUAUCUCCUCCCAACUCACUUUUUUUUUAUUCAGAUGGUUCUAUUAACAGGGAUU
Messenger RNA from Sphaeramia orbicularis (orbiculate cardinalfish), 1553 nucleotides. RefSeq names its product guanylyl cyclase domain containing 1 (gene gucd1). The transcript is spliced from 6 exons. The record is from RefSeq and is a predicted model, not a curated record. The coding region runs from base 339 to 1022 and encodes 227 amino acids. NCBI's taxonomy places the organism in Eukaryota, Metazoa, Chordata, Actinopteri, Kurtiformes, Apogonidae.